This is a messenger RNA of Misgurnus anguillicaudatus (oriental weatherfish), 4256 nucleotides long. RefSeq names its product E3 ubiquitin-protein ligase TRIM39. Gene Ontology annotation, molecular function: protein binding; zinc ion binding. Lineage: Eukaryota; Metazoa; Chordata; Actinopteri; Cypriniformes; Cobitidae. The record is from RefSeq and is a predicted model, not a curated record.
AUGAGAAGGUCGUACCAGGAUAUAGAUCUUGCUGCGCAUGCGCACUGGAAAAUGUCAGCGGCGGUUAGUGUAGUUUUAUUGUUAAAAACUAUUUGAAACUUUUAAAAAAUAAGCAUCUGCAAUUUCUAUUAGAUUAUUGACCACAUGUUUUGUAAAGAUUGAUUUUUGUCAACUCAAAUAAUUAUUAAUAGAAUAAAAUAUUAAAUUAGUAGGCUAAAUCUGAAAAAAAGGUUACUAUUUUUAUAAUGUGCUCAUAUAAACGUGGUAGAGGUGGUGAGAAGAACCUCCGUGUCCAUGUAUAGGCUAUCUACAGUAUAGUAAUAAUAGAGGAAUAAAUAAAAAAGGUAUAAUUUGUCAUGCACAUAUUCUGCGGUUCUUCAUAUGGAAUCCAAAAACUUGGCCUUUGAGUCAGACAGAUUUCCCAGAUUUCUCCUGUUGUAAAAAAGGUGUGGUACUGGGUAAUCUCCUCCUACAUUCACAGGGAUCCAGGAAAAUGAGAUUGUCACAUGAAACUGUUACCUAGUUGACUAAGAACACCGUUUAAUAUGUUAAAGAUUAUUACUAUUUCUGAUGCUGUCCCUCCUGUGGAUGUAAAAAAAAUAUUUCUAACAUAAAACUGAGAGUUUAAACCGUAUUACAACUUAAAGUGAAGCUCUGAAGAAGGAUUUGCACGUAACUUUGAAAAUGGCAUCUAAAUCUUUUUCUGAGGAGGACUUCUCUUGUCCUGUCUGCAAGGACAUUUUUAAGCGACCCGUUUUGCUGUCAUGUACUCACAGUGUCUGUGAAGAAUGUAUUCAGAGAUCCUGGGAAACCAAAGGACCUAAACUAUGUCCAGUCUGCAGAAGAAAAUCUUCAAAAGAUUUUCCACCCUUAAAUUUAGUUUUGAAGAACCUGUGUGAGACCUUCUUAGAGGAGAGAAGUCAGAGAUCUUCAUCAGUCUGUAAUAUUCAUAAUGAGAAACUCAAACUUUUCUGUCUGAACGACCAACAGCCCGUGUGUGUGGUGUGUCGAGACUCUAAAACCCACACCAACCACAAAUUCUGUCCGGUCAAUGAAGCUGUCAAAGAUAAUAAGGAGAAAAUCCAAACUGCAUUAAAACCCUUACAGGAGAAACUGGAAAUAUUUGAAAAGUAUAAACAGAAUAUGGAUCAAAUUGCAGAAUAUAUAAAGAUUCAGGCUGAAAGCACAGAGACGCAGAUUCAUGAACAGUUUGAGAAACUUCACCAGAUUCUGCAUGAUGAAGAAGCAGCUAGAAUAAGUGCACUGAGAGAGGAAGAGGAGCAGAAGAGCCUGGUGAUGAAUGAAAAGAUUGAGAAAAUAAACAAUGAGAUUUCAUCUCUUUUACAAACAAUCAGGGUCAUAGAGGAGGAGAUGAAAGCUGAAGAUUUUUCAUUCCUACAGAACUGUAAGAGCACACUACAAAGAGCCAGAUGGAGACCGUCAGUACCAGAGAACCUCUCGGGAAUGUUGAUCAAUGUAGCAAAACAUCUGAGCAACCUGAACUUUACUGUGAUACAGAAAUUACAGAAGAAAGUUAUAUACAUUCCAGUUACUUUGGAUCCCAACACUGCUCAUUGUAAUCUCCUUCUCUCUGAUGAGCUGACCACUUUGAGAUACAAUGCAGACACAAUGCUGCUUCCUGAUAAUCCAGAGAGAUUUGAUGUGUCAAAAUGUGUUCUUGGAUCAGAGAGCUAUAACUCAGGGAUUCAUUGCUGGGAUGUUCAGGUCGGAGAAAACACACACUGGGCUCUGGGUGUGAUGAGCGAAUCUGCCCAGAGGAAAAGGAGUAUGUUAUCCAGUAGUGAAGUCUGGUAUAUGGCGUAUGUCUCUGGUGAAUACCAUGCAGUCAACACACCAUGGAAAACCAUUCUUCCUCUUUCAGUGAAACUCCAGCGCAUCAGAGUUCAGCUGGAUUGUGAAAGAGGAAAACUAUCAUUCUUUGAUUCCCUCACUAACACACACAUACACACUUUUAAUCAGACGUUUACUGAGAGAGUUUAUCCGUUGUUCUGUGUUGGCCGUAACAUUUCUCCUCUGGUGAUCUUAUCGAUAAAAUUACCCUUGUGACAAGCACUCCACAAUUCAUUUAGAAAUUAAAGGGAACGUUUCACAAGACUUUUUUAAGAUGUCAAAUAUGGUGUCCCCAAAGUACGUAUGUGAAGUUCUCGCUCAAAAAAAAAAAAACAUAUAGAUAAUUUAUUAGCAUGUUAAAAUUGCCACUCUGUAGAUGUGAGCAAAAUGUGCCAUUUUUGGGUGUGUCCUUUUAAAGGUGCAGUGUGUAAUUUUUAGAAGGAUCUUUUGACAGAAAUGCAAAAUAAUAUACAAAACUAUAUUAUCAGGGGUGUAUAAAGACCUUUCAUAAUGAACCGUUAUGUUUUUAUUACCUUAGAACGAGACCUUUUUAUCUACAUACACAGAGGGUCCCCUUACAUGGAAGUCGCCAUUUUGUGCCGCCAUUUUUCUACAGAAGCCCUUAACAGACCAUUUUUUUUACUAAGUUGUCUCCGACGAUGACAUGUUUGUCCGGUGGGGGCUACCGUAGCUUCUCUAUGUUUUUCAAAAGCGAGGGGUGAGCAGUCAACUGAGCCGUUGGUUGCAAUUCACAACCUCACCACUAGAUGCCGCUAAAAUUUACACACUGCACCUUUAAAUGCAAAUGAGCUGAUCUUUGUACUAAAUGGCAGUGCUGUGGUUGGAUAGUGCAGAUUAAGGGGCGGUAUUAUCCCCUUCUGACAUCACAAGGGGAGCAUAAUUUCUAUGACCUAUUUUUCAAUGUGGGGGAGAGAAUAGUUUCCCAAAACUAAGUUACUUGUUAGUUCUUUUUUUUUUAACAUUUUUUAGGUUGAUAGAAGCAAUGGGGACCCAAUUAUAGCACUUAAACAUGAAAAAAUGUCCCCUUUAAAUGAUUUGUGUCUGUAAACUUUACAAGUUUCUGUAGAACACAGACAAGGAGAGGUUUUCCAGACAGGGGUUACGCCUACUCCCAGACAAAAAUGCAUAUUUGAGCUGUCUUAGCUGAAAACAGCUUGCACUGACAUACAUUCACCGAAAGGAUUAUUGGGAACACCAUACUAAUACUGUGUUUGACCCCCUUUGGCCUUCAGAACUGCCUUAAUUCUACAUGGCAUUGAUUCAACAAGGUGCUGAAAGCAUUCUUUAGAAAUGUUGGCCCAUAUUGAUAGGAGAGCAUCUUGCAGUUGAUGGAGAUUUGUGGGAUGCACAUCCAUCACAUCCCAAAGAUGCUCUAUUGGGUUGAGAUCUGGUGACUGUGGGGGCCAUUUUAGAACUCAUUGUCAUGUUCAAGAAACCAAUUUGAAAUGAUUCGAGCUUUGUGACAUGGUGCAAUAUCCUGCUGGAAGCAGCCAUCAGAGGAUGGGUACAUGGUGGUCAUAAAGGUAUGGACAUGGUCAGAAACAAUGCUCAGGUAGGCUGUGGCAUUUAAACGAUGCCUGAUUGGCACUAAGGGGCCUAAAGUGUGCCAAGAAAACAUCCCCCACACCGUUACACCACCACCACCAGCCUGCACAGUUGUAACAAGGCAUGAUGGAUCCAUGUUCUCAUUACGCCCAAUUCUCACUCUACCAUCUGAAUGUCUCAACAGAAAUCGAGACACAUCAGACCAGGCAUCAUUUUUCCAGUCUUCAACUGUCCAAUUUCGGUGAGCUUGUGCAAAUUGUAGCCUCUUUUUCCUAUUUGUAGUGGAGAUGAGUGGUACCCGGUGGGGUCUUCUGCUGUUGUAGCCCAUCCGCCUCAAGGUUGUGCGUGUUGUGGCUUCACAAAUGCUUUGCUGCAUACCUCGGUUGUAACAAGUGGUUAUUUCAGUCAAAGUUGCUCUUCUUUCAGCUUGAUUCUCCUCUGACCUCUAGCAUCAACAAGGCAUUUUGGCCCAGGACUGCUGCAUACUGAAAGUUUUUCCCUUUUUACACGAUUCUUUGUAAACCCUAGAAAUAGUUGUGAGUGAAAAUCCCCGUAACUGAGCAGAUUGUGAAAUUCUCAGACCAGCCCGUCUGGCACCAACAACCAUGCCACGCUCCAAAUUGCUUAAAUAACCUUUCUUUCCCAUUCUGACAUUCAGUUUGGAGUUCAGGAGAUUGUCUUGACCAGGACCACACCCCUAAAUGCAUUGAAGCAACUGCCAUGUGAUUGGUUGAUUAGAUAAAUGCAUUAAUGAGAAAUUGAACAGGUGUUCCUAAUAAUCCUUUAGGUGAGUGUAUAUUGAAGUAUAUGAGUGCCAUUGUUUUGUCGCACACAUUGAU